Molecule: messenger RNA, 2223 nt
Organism: Dovyalis caffra
Lineage: Eukaryota; Viridiplantae; Streptophyta; Magnoliopsida; Malpighiales; Salicaceae
Source: the annotation of a GenBank genome assembly
AUGUCCGAUCCAUCGGCUUCAAACUCAACCUUUGAUCAGGAGGUGUUGAAACUACCUAUUUUCGAAGGGAAAUACUAUAGCAGCUGGAGCAAGACAAUGGAAGAAAAUUUAAGAUCAGAUAAAGUUGGCCUGUGGGAUAUAGUGGAAAAUGGGUAUGAGCGACCCAAAGAUGCCACCGAACUCGCAACUUGGCCUGAUGAUAUGAAAAACAAAUAUCGUGAAACUGAUCAAAAGAGAGAUGCGGAGGCCUUCCGGUUUAUUCAACAAGCAGUUAGCGAGAGAAUCAUGACGGAAGUGUUAACUUCUGAGAAGGCCUGGGAUGCUUUUAAGAAAAUUAGAAUACAAUCUUCCCGUCAGGAUAAAACGGUCGAGCGGUACAUUGAAGAGGUAGUUAGCGAGCCACAGAUGAUGGAAUUAGUGGCAACAUCUCAAGAUGCUUGGGAGAUAUUGAAGACUUUAUACCCAAGCCCCAAAGACUCCGAUGAAGACGAGGUUGACGGGAUUAGAAAGAUGCAAAAAGCGAGCAUCAUUGUAAAGUGCUCUAGAGAACCCAAACCAUUAGAGGAAAAUCAGAUGAUAUCGUCUGGCCGUCCUAAAAACUUUAAGACAACGAGCGAUGGAGAAGGAGAGAUGCAGAUGGAUAUUUAUCAAGAGAGGGAGGAGGAGGUCACCAGGUCGGGUUUGUUUCGAUUUGCUAUGAAAGGUGAUUGGAACAAAGUGAUUGAAAUCUAUACAAGAAAAGCAGCAGCUCACAUUACAAAAAUCACCAGUUCAGGUGACACAGCAUUACACAUUGCAGUUAUUGAUGGCAGAGAAGACACGGUGCAGCAACUGGUAAAUCUAAUGUCCUUGGAAGAAGCCAAAAAGGCUCUACGAGUAAAAAAUGAACGGGGAAAUACACCUCUCCAUCUGGCUGCUAUAGUGGGGAAUGUCAGGAGGUUGUAUUAUUGCAUUGCUCGUAAAGUUUAUCCACGAGUCGAGAAGAAAAGGGAAGUCGAGAACAAUCAAAAUCAAUCAGAAAAGAAGGAAGUCGAUAACGAUCAGAAUCCAUCAGGGAAAAAAGAAGUCGAGAAGGAGAUGAAAAAUUAUUUCCCAGUAGGCGAACGUAACAAUGACAAUGAGACCCCAUUGUUCUUGGCAGCUCUCCUGGGUAAAAAAGAUGCCUUUCUUUUCCUUCACUGUUGUCUUCUAGAUGAUCAAGGCUCUUCGUACUACAGAAGGAAGAACGGUGAUACCGUUCUUCAUGUCGCCAUCUAUGGAGAAUAUUUUGACCUAGCAUUCCAAAUAAUUCAUCUGUAUCCAGAGCUCGUCAACUCUGUAAACGAGGUAGGAUUGUCUCCACUCCAUUGUUUAGCGAGUACAUUUGUUGAGAAACUGGAGGCGGAAAAUCUUGAGAAGUACAAAGACGAAGGAUCAAAUUGUUUCACAGAUCUGCCAUCCCAAGACGGGAAAAAUCAUGGAUAUGAUUAUCCAAAGAACUACGAGACCUGUACAGGAAGAGUGAAGCCACGAGAUCACCGACUGCCAACUACAUGUGCAAAAAAGGAAUCAGCUCCAGGAAACGGAUUGGUUCCUCCAAAUUAUGGUACUGCCUUUGAAUUAUUGAAAUUGGUGUGGAAGACAAUUUUAGUCAUUAUUGGAUCAGGAACAACGGAGGUAAAAAGGAUAAAACUGAAGAAAGAGAAGCACAUAUGGUCUGUUCAGGUCUUGGACCAAAUUCUUUCUAAGGUUUUAUCGUACAAGUACGAGAACAAUGGAAAGACCCCGAGGCGACGUCUGUCCUCGUAUGCGUUCGAUGCAGAAAAUAAUCAGGAAAUCACCAAAGAAAUUCAAGAAGCAACUUCUAAAAUACCAACAAAGGAAAAGAGAGAGACAUCCAUAUUGUUGGCGGCAAAGAAUGGUAUCACUGAAAUUGUGCAGAAAAUCCUAGACCAAUUUCCUGUUGCAAUUCAGGACACGAACUCAGAGAAGAAGAAUGUAGUGCUAUUGGCAGUUGAAAACAGGCAACCACAAGUUUAUGAGCUUUUACUGAACCUAGCGAAGCAAAACAAGACAAAAGAUAGGAUCUUUCGGCAAGUGGAUGACAAGGGAAACAGCGCAAGGCAUCUCGCGGCUGCCACGGUUGGAGAAUAUAAGCCUUGGCGCAUUCCUGGCGCCGCUUUACAAAUGCAGUGGGAAAUCAAAUGGUAUAAGGUAUGUAUGAUGAAGAAGUUGACACACUAA